AUCAGGAUAUAGUGGUGUUAACAGGGCAGUCACUUGGAAAAAGUUAUUUUCAUUUACCUUUAUGCCAUUUACUGGUCAAACUACUGGUCAAACGAGGACUCGGAAGACUUUCAAGUUCUGCAGGGAUGACUAAAAACGCCAGGGGUAACUGGAAAAACUGGUAUGAGUUUUUAUUCUCAAGCAUUGGUUGUGUUGUUGGACUGGGUAACAUCUGGAGAUUUCCGUAUGUUUGUUUUAAAAAUGGCGGCGGAGCUUUCAUGAUUCCAUAUUUUAUAUUCCUGUUCAUACUUGGUCUCCCAGUGAUGUUUACAGAACUUACAUAUUCACAAUGGUCAAAUCUUGGACCAGGUCGUGUAUGGAUAUGCUGUCCGCUCUUUAGAGGUAUAGGAUUUGGAAUGAUCUGUUUAACGGGUAUCGUCAGUAUAUACUACAAUGUGAUCCUUGCUUGGGCCCUGUAUUAUCUGGUGAAUUCAUUCUAUCCUACAAUACCUUGGAGUACGUGUACAAAUGAUUACAAUACAGAACACUGCUACACGAGGAUACAGCAGACGUAUUUGAAUAUAUCAAUAAACACAACAGUGCUGUCACCAAUAGUAGAUGCUUUGAAUUUAACCAGGAAAACAGCGACUGAGGAAUUUUGGGAAAAUAAAGUUCUUGAAAUAACAGAUGGCAUAGGUGAGCCAGGUGGUUUAAGAUGGCAGCUUGUGUUGUGUCUUUUAGCAGCAUGGGGUAUUGCAUUUCUUUGUUUAAUAAAAGGAAUAGAGACGUCUGGCAAGGUUGUGUAUGUGGCAGCAACAGUACCGUAUGUGUUUUUGACGAUACUUCUUAUUCGUGGGUUAUUAUUUGACGGGGCUAGUGAAGGUCUGCUGUAUUUUGUUAAACCUAGAUGGGAUCAACUGUGGAAAUUUUCAACAUGGGGAGAUGCUGCAGUGCAAAUAUUUUACUCGGCAGGACUCGGAUGGGGAGGUGUUGCGACAUUGGCUAGUUAUAACAACUUCCAUAAUAACACUAAAAGAGAUGUUAUCAUUUUAUUAGUAUUAGAUGGUUUGACAAGUUUUUUUGCUGGAUGUGUUAUAUUUGUAACCCUUGGUUUUAUGGCAAAGCAAUCUGGUGUUGCAAUUAACGACGUUGUUGCGCAAGGACCUGGCAUAGCUUUUAUGGUAUACCCAGAGGCACUUGCGUCACUGCCAUUGCCUCAAUUAUGGUCUGUUUUAUUUUUCCUCACAUUAUUUACUGUUGGAUUAGAUAGUCAGAUGGUCCAUAUUCAAACGAUGACUGUAGCAGUAUUUGAUAACUUUCCCAGAACAAAUAAAAAGAAAACCAUAGUUACUUUAAUCGUCUGCAUUGCUGGGUUUUUACUUGGAUUAACAUGUCUAACGCAGGGUGGUAUCUAUGUUCUACAGCUUAUGGAUUGGUAUGUCGCUAGUGUUUCAAUAAUGAUCCUUGUCUUCAUGGAGAUGUUUGUUCUAGCAUGGAUAUAUGGACUCGAUAGAUUAGGCAAAGACUUUGAAAUGAUGACAGGAAAUAGCCUCGGAAUACUCUGGAAGAUAGGAAUAGGUUUGACUACCCCGUUUGCCUUACUUUUUGUGUGGAUUUUUAGUUUAGUUCAGCAUUCCCCAGUGACUUAUGGGGACCAAUCCUACCCUAAAUGGUCUAUUGGAAUUGGUUGGAUGAUUGCACUUAUAUCACUGGUGCCUAUUCCUGUUGUAAUGGUAUAUACACUUACAAAGGAAAAAGGAAAUUUCUUCGAGAGACUUCGACAUUCUGUGAAACCGCUUCCUUCCUGGAGACCAGCAAAUGACGAAGAUAUUAAUGAUAAUGCAGAGCUAGAAAAAUUAAAUUAUGUGUCACAAGAAGAGACAAAAACAGUCGUUUAAAACCGAACUGAUUGAAAUGUAGACCCUUCACUUAUAAUGAUUUGACAAUACUAUCUAAUUAUUACAUGGCAUUUUUCAUAGCAGAUGUAUUAUCAGCCCAAGGUUCAAUGUCAGCCCAAGAGCCGAAGGAUCGAGGGCUGAUAUUGACCGAGGGCUGAUAAUACAUCUGAUAUGAAAAAUGACAUGUUAUGAUCCUUUUAUCAUAUGCUUCAACAAUGGAGAAAAAGAACAGUUUAAUAUAUUGAUCCUAGUAUUUCUGAAGUAGAAGUUCAAAUCUUUUUAUCAUAUAUUUCAGCAGAAAAAAUACAUACAAGAACUAUUUUUAAAACUUUGAAAAAAUGCAUUUUAUUGUAUCAUUUGUUUUGCAUUAUUCAAAAUAUAUUUUCCUGUUUAAUAAUAUUUGUUUUUGUCUAUCCUUUUUUGUUAUGUUUUUUCACUGAAAACGUAAUAUUGAGGUAUGUUUUCCGGAAUUUGCCGAGUGACACCGAAUUGCCAUUCGAUUAAGUUACGGAAAGGCAUGCGAUAAUAACCGGAAGCAGUUGAUAAAGUUUUCAUGUCAUCCCGCUAAGCAGGAACGGGAACCCAAUUACUUUCCCCAUUACUUCCGAAUGCAAUUUUAUCCAAAUUGAGGGGCAGAUUUUUAAUUCCCUAAAUUAGACUGCAAAAUUUAAAUUACUUUCUCAUACUAGUAGCCCCCUUCAUGGUUUCUGGGAGAAUUCUUGGAAGGUCAUGACCGGCAUUUAAGAGAGCAAUACUGUUUUGAGUAUUAAUAGGGUCAUUUUAUUAACUUCCUAGUUAAAAUCGAAAAUAAAAUUUGGACCAUUUACUCAGACAAUCAUCCACCCUAUACAUUUCAGAAUCACUAUAAAUUUAACAGAAGUUGAAAGUUUAAUGAAUACCCUUUAGAUAUACUACAAAUUUAAGCAUCUUUACAUAAUUUUCAUCUCGGUACAAUAUCCCAUUUAAAAGAUGGUAGAUUUAUUAAGGGACUUCAUUCGUGGGUACUGGACUGGUAUCCUUCAACUGGGAUCCUAUUCCAGCACCAUUACGGAAAAUAUGGAAUUUAUGUAAAUUUAAUGCUAUUAUCAUACUGUAAAAAUUACAAGUUAUUUGCUCUAAGUAUAUGAUAAUCCGUUUUACUUAUGAAAUUUCAGCCUUCAUUGUUUUAGAGGUGUGAAUCAUUUCGAUAAAACUAGAGGGUCCCAAAAAGGCUUUAAAACAGAAAGUAGAAUGGAGCGUUUGCAGAUUCUACGGUAAACGAAGCAGGGACAAAGCAUCUGUGUUUCGAUCAGAUUGGUUUGAAAUGUGAAUAUUUAUCAAUCUGUAUUGUUUAUAUAUUUAAUGUUUCAAUCAGUAGAAGUUUUCGUAUUGUAUAACAAUAAGACACUACCUACAGAACGUAACUAAAAGUUACCUUGCAAUAAGAUAUCAUAUUGUACCAGUGCAAAUGAAGCUUUAAAUUUGUGACUAAGCUGUGACAACCAUAUGUUUUAAAAUGUUUGCUAUACAAUACAGUGGUUAUUACAAGAAUAUUGGUGAAUAUUAUCCCUCGUAGAAUAUAAUAAUAUUGAACACUCAAACUCGCGCAAUAUAAAAAUCUACUCGAGGAAAAUGUUCACCAAUAUUUAUGCGAUUAUCCAUUUUAAUUGUAGAGAAACAUAAUAUUUCCAACAGAAAGUAACACACAAAUAUAGCUUCAAGUUAUCGACGUCAUCAGUGACAAACAUAUUUUUUGUUUUUAACUUUUUCAAGCUUUGAUAUAAAAUAAAAGGUUAUUGCAUGAA
Molecule: messenger RNA, 3661 nt
Organism: Mytilus californianus (California mussel)
Lineage: Eukaryota; Metazoa; Mollusca; Bivalvia; Mytilida; Mytilidae
Product: sodium- and chloride-dependent glycine transporter 2-like
Exons: 15
Coding region: 126-1877 (583 amino acids)
Biological process (GO): sodium ion transmembrane transport
Cellular component (GO): membrane
Source: RefSeq, a predicted model, not a curated record